Messenger RNA from Nicotiana tabacum (common tobacco), 2022 nucleotides. RefSeq names its product protein ABSCISIC ACID-INSENSITIVE 5-like. The record is from RefSeq and is a predicted model, not a curated record. NCBI's taxonomy places the organism in Eukaryota, Viridiplantae, Streptophyta, Magnoliopsida, Solanales, Solanaceae. Gene Ontology annotation, molecular function: DNA-binding transcription factor activity. Gene Ontology annotation, cellular component: nucleus. Gene Ontology annotation, biological process: positive regulation of DNA-templated transcription.
AUUUCUUGGUUGUGUUCUUUGUUCUUCUUCUUACACGAAUCUUGUCUUUAUCAACUUAUGUAUAUAUAUAAGUAAUGGCUGCUAUGGGUUUUUAGCUGCUUUUAUCACCGCUUUUGCAUAUGACAUCUUCUUAAGAGUCUGAAAUUAGCUUGGUGAAGCUCUUAGCUAGCUGAAAAACAGUCAAGAAAAGGUAUAGUUGAUCAACGCAUAAAGGCGUCGUGAACAAGUAAAAAAGACAAGUUUAAUUUGGAAACACAGUUUGAAGAGAAAUCACAAAAUGGGCGUACCAGAAUCGGAGAUGGUGUCACAAGGUGAGGUUGAAUCACCAUUGCAACCAGAUCAAAACCAGCACAAGAACCAUCAGUUCCCGUCCCUCGGUAGACAAGCAUCGAUCUACUCCCUCACUCUCGACGAAUUCCAACACACCCUUUGUGAAAGUGGCAAGAAUUUCGGGUCGAUGAAUAUGGAUGAAUUCCUUAACAGCAUUUGGACUGCUGAAGAAAAUCAAGCCCAUGCCCAUGCCCACGCCGCGCAUGCGCACUCGAACGCGCAUUCUCAUGGUCAUAGCCAGGCACCAAGUACAGGGGAAGCAACUAGCACACCACAUUUUGCGAUAGGACAGAGCAAUGUUUCAAUGGAGAAAGCUAUUGCCAAGCAGCCAAGCUUGCCAAGACAGGGUUCUCUUACGCUUCCGGAACCUUUGUGUCGAAAAACUGUGGAUGAAGUUUGGUCAGAAAUUCAUAAGAGCCAAAAAGAGCAACAUCAGAAUAAUGGGGGCAGUGUCCAGGACACGGGUAAUUCCACUCAACGACAGGUCACAUUUGGUGAAAUGACACUCGAGGAUUUCUUGGUGAAAGCAGGGGUAGUACGCGAACAGGAGAAUGCAGCCGUCCCUGCACCUCCUCAACAGCAAUCAUAUAUGAUGUAUCAAAACAGCAACAAUCCCGCUAUGGCCACUAUGGCUCGGCCUGUUAUUGGCGUAGGUGGAGUCACGGGCGGUGUUGGAGUUGGCAUUCCUAGCUAUCCGCCACUUCCUCAGAGCGGGGUGGUCGAGGCCCCUGUGUACCCCGUAAGUAUGAAACGGGGUGGCGGAUUCCCACAACAGCCGACGGCCGUUUAUGGUGGGAGAAUGGGGAAUGGUGGCGGGGUCGGGUAUGGGCAAGUACAAGGGGUGGCGGGGAUGGGGUCGCCACUAAGUCCAGUAUCGUCGGAUGGAUUAUGCGUUAAUCAAGUCGAUAGCGGGGGACAAUAUGGGUUGGAAAUGGGAAUGAGAGGAGGAAGAAAACGCAUAAUAGACGGUCCGGUAGAGAAAGUGGUGGAAAGGAGGCAAAGGAGAAUGAUCAAGAAUAGAGAAUCAGCAGCAAGAUCAAGAGCAAGAAAGCAGGCUUACACAGUAGAACUUGAGGCAGAACUGAACCAGCUAAAAGAAGAGAAUGCACAUCUAAAACAGGCCCUGGUAGUAAAUAUAUUAGCAGAAAUGUCCUUAAUUUUGGAGUGGAGCUCGAGAGGAAAAGGAAACAACAGUACUUUGAUGAAGUGAAAAUGAAAGUGCAAACGAAAGCGCAAAAGGCGAAUGACAAAUUGAGAGGUAUGAGGAGGAGCUUGAGUUGCCCUUAGUGACAGAAGUACCUCAUCAGUAGAUAUGAACACGAGAUAUAGUAGAAUGACUGGCGAAGAGCAAAUGUUCCGUUCCCUUUUGCUCGCGAGAGAUCAAUGGUUCUUGCAGUUAUUUCUCAUGUUCUUAAUAACCAUGUAAUGGCGUCAAGGUAAGGCGGAAAGGUACGUGCACACAGAGAAGCUUGCAAGACCAGAUGUUGUAGUCUUUUGACUUGCAAAUGUUUGAUUUCAAGCAGAUUUAGUACUUAGUAGUUAGUAACUAAAGAUUGAGUGUGUGUGUAGUUAGUGAGUUUUAGCUUUCUUGAGUUACAGAAUAUGUAUACAAAUUCACUUGAGCUAAAACACAACUGUAACAAUCAAGAAGAGGUUCUAUGGUUGAUAAGACAACUACUAAUAGUUUAUUUC